GUGAGUAUUUUUUGUGCCAAUGUCAAUAAUUUUGUACGCUGACGAUUCUUCUUUUCAGGAAUGCUUUCUUUAACAGUGCAUAUCAAGGACAACCCUCGGCUUAUUCUCUUGGAGCUGCUUAUCAGCCAAAUAUGAACACAAAUCAUGAUAGCGGGGCCGCAAGCACUAGUAGCGCAGGAUCGUUCAGCAUGAUGCCGGCUAUGCAAUCCUCCGUUUCAGAGGACAAUCUAUACUCGGCCGGAAGUAUGUUUAUGAGCAGACCGGACCAAUACGGCAAUCUCUCUUCCUUGACACCAAUCGUGAAUCCUGCAGAUCAACCUUUACAACCUGCAACAAACGCUGAAGAUCAAUUUGGACAAUCGAACAUCAAUCCGCAUAUAGAUGGUCAAGAAGAGGCAUUUGAAUUAACAGAAGAGCAAAGAAGACGAUCGAUCGAGCAAAAAAAGAUUUGGAAGAGGACAACAAACUCCGAUGCGGCAAUUGCAAGAUUCUUUGCCCGUGUGGUUGCUGCAAGGGAAGGUGAAAUUGAGAAUAACGAUGUGCCUGUUUGUGGUCCUGGUGGAUACAAUAUUCCAGCUUGGUCACAAAAUACGAACUUAUCAUUAGCACAAGAUACUUCGAUCGCUUCUUCUUCCGCAAGUUCUUGGUCAGGACAAGAGAUCAGUGGAAUGACGGGUAGUAUCGUAGGUGCAACAAGUGAUGGACAGAUGACAGGAUCUACGGACCUGACGGGAAAUGCAGCGCAAAUGAGUCAAAGUAACGCACAUACACCUGAAUCAGGAGGACCAGCGAGAAGGGGAAGUGGAUUGAGCCAUUUGAGUCAAGCAUCAAUGCUUCCAUUAUCUGCAAACAAUACCCCGCCAUCCGAUACGGUCGGUUUCCGAAACCAGCGUCCUCCUCCUUUACAAUUUGAUAGUUUGCCGACUUUUGCUCAACAGCAUAAUCUUGCUCAGCUUACACAAGACCGUGGUUCUGCAAAUACGUUUGUCGAAUCGCCAAUGACGACAAUUCAAGGUAGUGGAACGAAUAUGAGCACUUCUUUCAGUCAACAACGUAUGCAACCUUCUGUUUUGACACCAUUAUCAGGAUCUGGUUCAGUUCCGCUUCGAUCACCGUCAUUCAUUAAUCCAAACUCAUCACCUGGUCUUCAUUCGACAGCAAAUGUUCAACAAGAUCUCACUUCAAUGUCAAGACCAUUUCAAACGCCGGUUACAGAAUUAUCUUCUCAUCUUUUUGCAUUGGGACAUUCACGUGGACCUUCAGAAGGUAGCUCAGAAGAAAAAGAUGUUUUCAACGAUCCACAACAAUAGCCCACACAUAUAAAAAAGAAAAGCCUUGUCUAUACACUUGAUUUCGUUUUGUUUUGCAUGCAUGUGUUUUGAUUGUUUUUGUAUUUUAUUAUAAACUAUAUAUUUGUUCAAAAUAACAGAAUUGAUACCAAUUACCAAUGAACCAAUG
Messenger RNA from Meira miltonrushii, 1458 nucleotides. RefSeq lists its product as uncharacterized. NCBI's taxonomy places the organism in Eukaryota, Fungi, Basidiomycota, Exobasidiomycetes, Exobasidiales, Brachybasidiaceae. The record is from RefSeq and is a predicted model, not a curated record. The transcript has a single exon. The coding region runs from base 132 to 1310 and encodes 392 amino acids.